Molecule: messenger RNA, 2307 nt
Organism: Aspergillus clavatus NRRL 1
Lineage: Eukaryota; Fungi; Ascomycota; Eurotiomycetes; Eurotiales; Aspergillaceae
Product: putative anaphase-promoting complex subunit Apc5
Exons: 7
Coding region: 1-2307 (768 amino acids)
Biological process (GO): positive regulation of mitotic metaphase/anaphase transition; anaphase-promoting complex-dependent catabolic process; protein K11-linked ubiquitination
Cellular component (GO): anaphase-promoting complex
Molecular function (GO): protein binding
Source: RefSeq, a predicted model, not a curated record
AUGAGUCGUUACCUGACCCCCUCGAAGAUCGCUCUUCUUUGCCUCAUCUCCAUCUAUACUGAGGGAGUCGUCCCAAAUUCCUCCGCCAUCCAUGUCCUCUCCUUUCUUGUAGCUAACCUGAGUCCCUUGGAAUCUGGCUCAGUCUCAUUUUCAGGCAAAGGAAAUCAAGGAUGUGCAGUCUCUGUUGCUGAUUUGGAGGAUGCACUUUCGUCUAAAGCUUCCUCAAUACCCGGCCGCUCGGUAUGGGAUUUAUUUCUCAAGAAGAUCUGGUCCAUUGAUUCUUGCGACGCUCUGGAAGUCUUCUUUGCCGAUAUAUGUGACAUACUGGCCAAGUCUCGUGAAGAACAAAUCCGCGACAGGGAUAAUGGCCUUGCUCCUGAAAUCGGUUGUAUGCGCCUCUCGAGGUGUUCGCCGUUGGGCGCAUUUGUGAGAAGGGCCCAGCUCGAAUUCACCAGGCUCCAGUUCCACGAUUCCGUCAAGCUCUGGAAAGGCUUCGUUCAUUAUCGGUUGCCAACCUACCGGGUGUGGUCGAAGAAGAACCCAUCGGCUGAACGGGAUCCCGUGGAUAUCAACUUACUCGAACUCAAGUUGGACACAUAUAGUCAGCUUGCUCAGGUGGCUUACGGUAACAUCGAAGCUGAUGCGGAAGAUGAAACAUUUGUCAGUACUAAGGAUGUGGAACGACUCCUAGAGUUCCAAAUUGGCGAGUUGCAAAGGCUCGGAGGGAGAGUUCCUGACGGCAUGAAAGUGCAGCUGGAGCGUAUAAUAUCAUCCGGCGUCACACUACCAAAUCUGGUCUAUUACUUGAGGUUUCUCGAUGCCUGGCGUGCUGGAGAUUAUCCAUCAUCCUUCGACAACCUCCACCGCUAUUUUGAUUAUACUAUGCAUAGCCGUGACCGAAGCUCUUACCAGUACGCGUUACUCAAUCUCGCUAUUCUCCAGGCCGACUUUGGGUGCUAUGGGGAAGCAGUUUCCGCAAUGCAGGAGGCUGUCUCCAUAGCUCGAGAGUCCCACGAUAUGAAUUGUCUGAACUUCUGUAUGAGCUGGCUGUAUCAUUUCGGGAAAGCCUUUCCAGAGCAGAUGAAGGAUGUCCAGAACACUGGGAUGCUCGGAAACGAGAAGGAAGGUCUUGCAUUCUUAGAAGCCAAAGCAAAGGAAACAGAGAUGUGGAGUCUUUUGAGCACGACAUUGUUGAGUGAGGCCAAGCUGGAACUACAAAAUGGAGAGAGCCUUGCAUCUACCAUCGAGAAUAUAGUUCGGGCGUCACACCUCAAUGUCACAAAAAAUCUGGUGAGCUCAAUGGGUCCUCAGCUUCUGCUACAAAAUGCGCUGUACUCCAGAAUAGGGGUGACCCACCUCGCAUGGCUCAGUAACGAGAUAUUUCGCCAAUGCUAUGCGAAUCGAUCACCCUUCGAGGACUACCUCAAGAGCACAUUUCGUAGCUGCGAGUUGUUGGCUCAACAAGGUCGCUACAGGGAUAUUUCAGCCUUAAUGAAGCAAGUUGCACCUGAAAAGCUACGAUCUUUGAAAGAAAAUCAACAUUGGACGUUCUUUUCAGGCAUCCUACAACUCAAGCGGCAGAUAUGCCGGGAUGAUAAAGUGGCAGCAGACCACCUUCUUUCACAACUUGAAGCAAUACAACUUCCAGGCAACGAUGCCUCACUUCUGCUAUCAUUUCUCUCCAUAAAAUACAAGAUUCGACAAGGUGACUAUGGCCGAGCUUUAGAGAUCGUCGAGCAAACGGCCCAAUCCAUACACCAAGACAACUUCGAUAUAUACUCUCAGGUCAGACUGCUUUGCUUCAAGGCUCGAAUCUUCCAGAAGACAGGAAACCCGCAACGAGGAUUCUCACUCGCAAUGAGAGCCGCCAGUAUCGCACACCGCUCGAGACUUCUCCCUGGUCUUUGGGAAGCGAUCUGCGUACUGGGCGGGGUCCUCCUGAGCCUACGCGAAUUCGAAGCUGUCCAUGAGAUGAUCGAAAGUAUCAUGCCUCAGGUUCUCGAAACCGACGAUUGUGACCUAACUGCACAAGCGUAUUCGCUCCUCGUGGAUGCGAACAUGGGCAUGGCAGGUAAACUGUGGAGCCAGGGGCAGAACACGCCCGCCAAGACGGAAUAUAUGAACCGUGCUUUAGGCUAUCUCGACUGUGCCUAUGAUCAAUAUGAGGAGAUCGAAGAUAUCAAGGGCCAGUGUGAGAUGAUGGCCAAGAAAGCCACCGUGAUGCAUCUUACGGGCGACUUGGUCCUGGCAAAUGAUUAUGCGGCCAAAUACCUGGACCUUCAGAAAUUAUCCGGGGUAAGCAUAUAG